This is a messenger RNA of Ectocarpus siliculosus, 2954 nucleotides long. NCBI's taxonomy places the organism in Eukaryota, Phaeophyceae, Ectocarpales, Ectocarpaceae. The record is from the annotation of a GenBank genome assembly.
AUGACCGGGCACGUUAAGGUAUGGGACGUUGCUGCCUUGGUGGCGGCCCCUACUCCACCGCCGCCGCCCCCGCAACGGAGGAAUGUCCCAACGAAGAAGGAGCCGGCUGCUGCGCGCAGGGGGGGCGGCAAGGGGAGAGGGUUUGAUGAGGCGCUGCACGCGAUGCGGCCGUCACCGGGACAGGAGGGUCACUCGAACUUAGCUGCUCUGUGGAGUGUAGCGCUACCCAUGGCGCGGGUGACCUCGCUUUCGUUCUCUCCGAACGACAGCGCCACCUUCGCACUGGCUUGCUGGGACGGAAAGAUGGCGCUCUUCCUUCCAGCCGCUCCAGCUCAAGCCGCCGUCCUUCCCCCAAACGCAAGUCUUUGCGAAGCUUCUACUAAUGCAGCAACUGCAGGCGCUCCUACUAGUACAGUAACUGCAGGCGGCAGCGGCGGCGGCGGCGACAAUGACACUGGCGAGGGUGUCGGCAGCAAGCGCGCGUGGAAGCAAGUAUGGCGCGAGGCAGCAGCUCCCGGCAAGGUAGGUGGUGGCAAGGGGCGAGAGAACUUGGAGGACCAGGACGGGACGUUCUUGUGCUGGUGCAAGGCCUCCGAUGCCUCUACGACCAACGUCGCCGUUUCGACCUACUGCACCACGACCGGCGACUACGCGAAACGACCUUGCGGAGAUCCCGACGAAGACGAACGUGGCAGCGAGACAACGCUCCCCGCCCCUCGAAACGCCGCGAAGGAGUUCCCACUGCCCGAGCCGCCCCGCGAAGCCUACCCUCCGGCAAUGGGGCCGGGGAUCGAAGUGUUGGCGGAACGGGGCCUGGGUGGGAGGAUAGGCGGGGCGGUGUCCGCGUCCCGCCGGGAUGGAGUGACGCAGGAGCCCACCGCGGAGCGAUACUUGAUCCAUGGGCUGGCGGCGGGGCCCGGUUUUGUGGCUCUGUACGACUCCGACCUGUGUCUACAUGUCGUUUCUAUCGCCGCGAUGCUCAGCGACACCUGCGUCUUGCCGCCGCCGACUCCUAAGAUCGAAGUAGAAGCGUUAUCUGGGCACCCGGACGAAGCGUCCCCGGGUGCGUCGGCAGACGCAGAGGCGUCAACGCCGCCGCGGCCUACAAGAAACGUUACCCUUGUCGACAAUGAUCACGGCCUGAUCGCGGCCUGCGUCCGACGACAUAGCGGGCCAGGCAGUGCUGAUGCUGCAGCCCCUCCAGACGGUGGGCUGGACCUCGCCAUCACUUGGCGGGACGCCUCUUCGGGCGUCGAAACCCCCGACGAUGGGGAGUGCGUCGGGCAAAGGACAGGCGAAAACGACCGAAGGUUGUCGUUUCUGCCCGGCGAGUUGGCUGGCGAUUACGGGGGGGGUGACGACGACGAAGGGGGGGUGUUCUGCGCUGACGUCAGAUGGCAGCGCUUGGCUCUCUUCACGCGUGAAACCGUCCUCGUGUACACGCGCCCUGCUCGAGAGAAGGCCGGGCGAAAAGGCCACGGGACACCGUGUGGAAAUGCUCUUGGCGCCGGGGGGUGGAGAGCGUACGCGGAGUACCCGAUAGUGCAUGGGGUCCUUCUCGGAGGAGCGUCCACGGCGACCUCCCUGUCCAAAAGCCUCCCGGAGGCCCCGGAAGACCUGACCGAUGUACAUCUCCUCGUAGUUUUGGGGUCGAACUCACAAUCUAGUGGCGACGGCCCAGUCCUUUCGAUUCGGUCCCUUCGAGAUCGAAGCGUCACUUGCCGAUGUCCCCUCUCGUCCUCUUCGGACGACGUCGGAGAGGCUGGUGCGGUCGCAAGGCAACCGGGGACGAGGGUCUACGCGUCCCCUGGCUAUGGCGGAGGCGUGUUUGUUGUGGCCGCGGAAGGAGGGAGCGGGGAGUGUGCCAGGAUCUGGCGGGGAAGCUUUGAUGAAGUUAGUUGCCAAUUGAAGAUGGGAUCUUCGAGAGUCAUCACGUCAUAUCCUUGGCCCGAGCCAGAAAUGCUGCGCCUGCAAGGAGUUGCAGGUCCAAAUUGCGAACUGAUUUUGUUCAAGGAAGUUGGGGCUGGCUCGAGCGCGGAGAAUCGUUCCAAUGGCGACACCAGUCGGAGCGUACGGUGGUGGAUGACUUGGCCCGAGCCUGAGAUAUGGAAAUGGGUCGACGCCCCCGCGCUGCUGGGCGAAGAAGAUCUGGGCGUUUCUGAUUUUGUGAAGAUUUUUCAGGUGGAGAUCGAGGACGCGAUAAGGGUACACGCCCAGGGUCCUGAAGCGUAGGGCGACGACCUUCCUUCCUUUCGAGGAUGAUUUACUCUCGUCGCAAAAGAGCGACAGGGUGCAGUUCCUUCCUUUCGAGGAUGAUUUACUCUCGUCGCAAAAGAGCGACAGGGUGAAGUUAGCGGCAGAGAGCUCAACUCCCACUUGUCGGGAGCCGCGUUGAUGUUUGGUCACGGGGGUACUAAUACGGGGGCAAGAUAUCGGAAAGGAGCAAUUAAUAGCACACGUUUGUCGAGUACUUUCCUCUCGGUCAGUACAGGCACCGUUCGUGGCAAGCCAUAAAGGCGAUACGCGCGCGUUUUUGUGUUCAUUUGAGCCGCCCACUGAACAAUGAGGAAUAGGCCACGACAGGACACAGGAAAGUUAUAAUAGAGCAGUUAGAGGGGGUGGUACAACGUUAGAAAUUGAUGGCAUUGGCCAUGGUUUUUGUGUAAAUAUGUACACUGACUUGAUAGCAUACUAGUGGUUAUGCUGUACAUCUAACAGUUCAAGGGUGCCACAAAAGGGGGCCAUGUGAAAGGCGAUUGUUAAAGUUUCUCCUGCCCACCUAGCAACUCAGAGGUGCGAAUAGAAUUCGAUCGGUGAACAAACAACGGCUCCGGAAAUUGAGCUGAAGCGUGUGUCCGUGUGUAUUCCCUUGAGCGAUUUUUCUGUUGGUUCUGACAUUUCAACGUGGAGCAUGGGCGGCAUAUAGAUGGAUUUUUGCGGUUGUCGGCUGUAAC